Messenger RNA from Lachancea mirantina, 625 nucleotides. The record is from the annotation of a GenBank genome assembly. NCBI's taxonomy places the organism in Eukaryota, Fungi, Ascomycota, Saccharomycetes, Saccharomycetales, Saccharomycetaceae.
AUGUUUGUCUCAAGCAUAAUAGUGGAUGAAUGGAUCAAGAUGCGAAGUGAAUCUGUUUACUUACGCAGCUGGCUAGAGGCAAGCAUCUGUCCGAUGGUACGCGCACAUUCACGAGCUCCAAUGUGGCCUCAAGUGCACCAUUUUAUCCCGAAAUUGGAUCUCAAGAGCCCAGAUUCGCAUUUACCACCGCGCAUCGUUGCCGAUGCGCGUCGAUUCGUCAAAGUAACGCGAUUUCACAAAAUCAAUAAAUUCCGAGUGUAUGCGUCCGCUAGGGACGAUUGUUGCGUGGUACUUAGUUGAGUUUACACCCAAAUGCGUCGCACGGUUUGAGCGCUAUCAUCGGUUGCGAAUCACGGCAGAAACGACCAAUACCAUUUUUCUCAUCGGUCGAGUUUCGCUGAAAUACGUCCCCAUCGCUCAGGCGCGCCAGAGUUGGCACGUGAACAGCCCUUCCGUAACAGAUCUACAUGUUUUGCCCGUGCUCGUGGUCGAUGAAUGUGUAGCAUUCGAUCUCGAUCAAGUCAUUCCUCACAGAGCGUUUCCAUACCUGUACGAGCAGGAUAAAUUUCUUGAUUGCAUGAAGGACGACGGAAAAAAAUACGCGAAAAAAGACACUAGUGUUUAG